GGGUGAGGGGCAGAGGGAUGAGAGGGAGAAAUGGUUGUUUUAAGAGAAGAGGGGUUGAUGAGGCUUUUAGGGAUAAUGUCGUAAAUGGCCUGCUAGUUGGGGAGGAUGGGAGUUGUAAUUCCAGCGCCUGCGGAGGACACUAAUUUUAAUCUGAUUUGUUUAUUUGUCAAACAUGCACAAGAUAACAGGUGAUGUUGCCAUUUUGAUUUUGGUAGCAAUUCUUUGGGGAACAACCAAUCCAUUUUUGAAAAGAGGAACUGAGGGUCUGGAGCAGGUAAAGAGAGAAAGCAGACCUCAGCAGAUGCUGGCGGAAAUAAAGUUCCUUUGCCUGAAUUACAAGUACAUGUUACCAUUUAUUGUAAACCAGUGUGGCUCAUUCAUCUACUAUCUCGCAUUAGGAUCCACAGAUCUAACCUUGGCUGUGCCUCUUUGUAAUUCCUUGGCCCUGGUCUUCACGGUGGCAACAGGGAAAGUUCUUGGAGAAAACAUAGGUGGUCCAAGGGCCGUUCUGGGAAUGGUCUUGGUAGUCUUGGGCGUUGCCAUCUGCAUAGCUGCAUCUGGGCACAGAAAUCCAUGAGAGAUCUCCAAAGAAGAGUGGAAAUUCUGUGGAAGACCAUUCUGAAUCUGUGCAACUGCUAAUGCCACCCUCAAAAGUUGCAGCAUGGGGUAAACAAUCCCUGGCUCCAUGUUAGAGAGAGCAUGGUUCUUCAUAUCCUGGCAAUCGCUCCUUCAUGCACUUGGAUUCCAAAGGGCCCUGGGUCCCUAGAUCUUGUCUUGAUGUUCCUGUUAGCCAGAAACUUUGUGGGGCCCCGAAAUUGCUUUAAUGGAAGCAGCAAGAUCAGGAGCCUCUAAGGGAAGGCAGAAAGAUCUCAAAACUGAGCAUUUACUGCUCAGAUACCCUUUCUGAUGCCAUGUGGAACUUCUCUUUGUGCCCAGAGAAAUAUCUCUGAACUGUAAAGUCUUUUGACUGAAUUGAACUGUCCAUAACCAGAGAGCAGACCCCACUCCCCUCUAGCACUGAUGAUGUUACCUAAUUGAGUAAUGAAACAUCUGUAAGAAAAUAACCAAGCUCAGGGAGUACCAAAGACUCCACAGAUUGUACUUCAUUUAACACGUCUUGAUUUUACAUAAAUGCAAAUUCAUUCACUGUAGUAAACUAAAAUGAAUCAGUUGUUGUAUAAACCCAUUAUUGUUUCUUUUCUCCAGAGCUUUGAUUAAAGUAUUUUUAAUACAAGUUACCCCCCCUUUUUCAGCUUUGCAACAGCAAUAUACUGGUUGUAUCCACCAUUUUUUUACAAUAUACAUAUUAUUAUGCCACCUAGUUGCAACCAUUUAGGUCUUGUUUAUACAGUAUCAUAUUCAUAACUAUCGUUUCCAUAUUUCUAACACAAAUCUCUAUAUAUUUAUCAUUCUAAACAUUUUAUUUUACAUUCUUAUAACAUCUUACCAUAAUAUUGCUUAUGGUAAAUUUACCGUAAAUUUACCCCAAUGUAUGAAGUGAGAGUAGACAAAAUUGUAUGAUUUGUAUGAUACUUUACAGGUAGUCUUCCACUUAGGAUUGGUCGCUUAGUCACUGUUAGUAGUUAUAGAAUAACAGAGUUGGAAGCGACUUGUUGGAAGAAGACCUCAAAGUUGGAAGUCUUCUAGUCCAACCCCCCCCCCCCCCUGCUCAGGAAGGAAACCCAUACCAUUU
Thamnophis elegans (Western terrestrial garter snake) is the source of this 1693-nucleotide messenger RNA. It is a transcript of the gene TMEM234, whose product is annotated as transmembrane protein 234. The record is from RefSeq and is a predicted model, not a curated record. The coding region runs from base 173 to 577 and encodes 134 amino acids. NCBI's taxonomy places the organism in Eukaryota, Metazoa, Chordata, Lepidosauria, Squamata, Natricidae. The transcript has 5 exons.